AAUCAGUUAUAUAUUUGUGCCUGUUGGAUGGUAGGAUAUAAUCGAUAUUUUAGGGUGUCAUCCUGCAAAGCCAUCAGCAUCAUAAGGUUUUUGAAUUUGUUGUCGUCGUACUUUUAGGAGUUUUGAACUCACUUUUUUUCUGGUUGGUGGAAGUCGGUUAGCUCCAUUGCCUGGCACAAAGUUCAUGUUAACGUUAGCCAGUGGGGUAUUCAUUACGGCGAUUCUGUUGCAAAACGUUUCUUAAACAGAACAAACGGGGAGGGACCUACCUAAAUUUGACCAAUAGAAACUCUCGUUUUACACCCCAGCUACAGACAAUGGCGUCGACUGAAAAAAUGUGUUGCGUGGUCACGGUGUCUGAGUCUUUUUCUGAUCAGAAACCAGUAAGCUGUAGUGGAGUCAUCCUGAACUCACAGACUGGUCUCGUGCUAUGCAAUGGUCUUCUCUUCUCUCGCUUUAUGAAUGACAAGGACGCUCUCUCUUCAGAUCACCGGUUCCUGCUACCAGACAGUUUCAGUAGCAAACUGAAAAUUAGCCUAAACUUCCAUGAACAGCGAGAUUUGGACACAAACCAAUGCGCAUACCAGUCAUGCACCGUUGCGGAUAGCAACAGCACCUCGCGGCAUCAGCACCAAGCGACAGCACAGCUAUUGAUGCUAGCUAACUGUUUUGAGUUCAAGAGUGCUUUUGAGAAGAUCUUCAAAGAGUCUGAUAAGUGGAGUUUUUACGGUGGGGAGGACGAUGCAGAGAUGGUUAGGGAUUCAGAGUUUCUGAGCUGGUUUGCUGUGCUCAAGGUACCAGCCUUGACCAAAGCGUCAAACGUCAACGGUGGAACCAUACCGUGGGCGACCAGCUCCACUCUCCGGAAGGGAUGCGCGGUCCUCGCCUGCGGCUCUCCCUUCGGCGCCUUCUGCCCCGAUCUCUUCAUGGGCACCCUAAGCAAGGGUAUCAUUAGUAACCUGGCCGGGGAAGAUAACACUCUCAUUCUCACUGACGCCCGCUGCCUGCCCGGUACAGAGGGAGGGGGGCUUUUCGUGUCCCACGGAGACCGAAUGCACCUCGUCGGUUUGAUCGUGUCCCCCUUGUGCUGGAAAGCCAGCGAGUGGAUCGGGCUGACGCUUGUGUGCUCGCUUCAGAUGAUUCUGAGGAACAUCACACAGUGUCUGAAUAUUCGCGAUCCACACCAAGAGAUCCAACACAUACAGGAAUCUACAUACUUCUUUCAAUCCUUACAGAGUGAAACUGAAACUCAGAAGUACCCCACAGUGUCCUUAGUAGACGCUGGACAAUUCUGGGGCUCUGGGGUUCUGGUCAGUCCUCGGUUGGUGGUUACCUGUCGACAUGUUGUCAAUGGAAAACCUGUUGUCACCUUGAGAUUCAACACCAAUGACAGGUUUCAUGCGGUGGUGGGUGAUGUCCUGUACUCCACCAAGCCAUCGUCUCCCUAUGAUGUAGCCGUGGUGCAGCUAAGACACCCUCCCCCGGAGGUAGUCGUGUCACGGUUGGCCACAUCGUUUACACCAGGUGAGGACGUGGUGGUGGUGGGUUACGGAGCUUUUGGCCAGCGCUGCGGUCCCUCUCUGACCAGUGGCAUCCUGUCCAGGGCCAUCAGCUGUCACGGCCAGGCCGUCAUGCUGCAGACCACCGCUGCAGUGCAGGCAGGGGCCAGCGGAGGAGCUGUGGUGCGGGCAGGAUCAGGAGAGCUGCUAGGUCUGGUUUCCAGUAACACCAGAGACUUUACUGCCAAGGUAACCUACCCUCACCUGAACUUCAGUGUCCCAAUGACUGUCCUGGAGCCAUUGCUACGGAGAUACGCCCAGAAGGGCGACAUUGUUGUGUUCCGGGACUUGGAUACGACCGAUGAGGGAGUCAGGAGGGUGUGGAGGCUACAGGCUGCUCAGAGCAAACUGUGACUGAACACACACACACACACAGUACUUACUUACAAAGAGUCUAAUAACUUGUCAGGCAAUAACUUUCACAUUUUUAGAUUAUUUCUCACUCUUCUAUGAUCUUGUUUUAAGGCGCAACUAUUAUCAGUUUGAAAUGUGAGAAGGUUUAUCUGCCAUCAUGUCAUUUCUUAGGCUUGCUAACACCAGCCUCUCUAAGUCCUUGACAGUGAGUCACAGCUCGCUGUGUAAUCACGUGGGUCGUGGAUCAGUCAGACUAGUCAUGUCUCUCCUCAAUGUUACAGUACCACCACGAUAUGGUAACAUGAAUUACCACGACGAAGAGUGGACCAGAGCUGGCUAACGUUCCAUCUCUGAAAUACUGGUAUUUCAAAUGGGUUGAUUUUAGUUCAUACAUGAUUCAUUCAUACUACUCUCUGCUUUCUGAUCCACUGACACUGUCUUCUUGUGUAACAUAAUUAUUGUUCUCAGACAAUAAAGAUCUUAUUUGAUAGGA
Molecule: messenger RNA, 2406 nt
Organism: Coregonus clupeaformis (lake whitefish)
Lineage: Eukaryota; Metazoa; Chordata; Actinopteri; Salmoniformes; Salmonidae
Gene: tysnd1
Product: trypsin like peroxisomal matrix peptidase 1
Exons: 5
Coding region: 318-1913 (531 amino acids)
Biological process (GO): protein processing; regulation of fatty acid beta-oxidation
Cellular component (GO): peroxisome
Molecular function (GO): serine-type endopeptidase activity
Source: RefSeq, a predicted model, not a curated record